UUUUAAAAUUUGCUUUGGAGAAUGAAGGCUAAAUUUAAAAGUCGGUCUCAUUAAAAUUAAUAGAACUUCUAAAAUAUCAGCCCGGAGGUCACAAAAAUGAAUUGGAGGUUGUAGAAUUAUUAGUUUUAUCAUUAUAUGAAGAAAUAAAUCAAAUAUUGCAUGCACUUUUUAAAAUAAGACACGACUUUUGAAUGACAACCAAAUUUAUUUAUUUUUUUAAACCACGUGACCGCUAUUUGAUGAUCACUAGUGGGGAACUCUGGGUACAUGGCCACUUAAAAAGUCUAACUUAUUUGUGGUUUUCUUUACGUUCAAGCUUAAGAAGAGUUGUCAUGGAGAGGUGUGUUGGCCAUGGCACCUUUAGAAAGAUGAGCAAUCCAUCUCCUGUAUCGAAUGGUAGCGGCAGCUCCAGAGGCUACGUCAGGGGGCAAGGAAAUCAGCGUCGAGGAUGGUGGAGAGGCCGUGGUAAUAACUAUCGUGGGUGGAGAGGAAACAACUACAAUAAUAAUAGAAGAGGAGGCAGAGGAAACUUUGGUAAUGCUACACCAUCAAGCAGUGGAGCAUCCAGUCUGAUGGAAUCUCAGCCAAGACAGAUCAGGCCUGAAAAAGUGCAGACUGUGCUCCAUGUUGCUUCCCCCUAUGCUGGCUGGAGCAUUUACUUCCCAGACCAGGUUUACUCUGAUCAUGCACCCGUUGUAGAAAAGGUUCAAGUCUUUGAGAAAUUCUUUGUUAGCUGGAGCAAGCUGUAUGACUGGGAUGAGAUUGAACAAAAAAGCUUUUUUACUGUGGACUAUAAGGAACUAUCUUCAGAUAAAGUUAUUAAGGAUAACUACAUCGAUUUGGAAUCUGAGCUUCGAGACUUGCCAGAAAAAGUGCUUGCUUGUAUUGGACUUGCUAUGCAUCAGAUUGUAUCACACAGCCACCAGCAGGAGGCAGUUGCAGUGGUGGAAGAGCUCGGUGGAUCCAGAGAAAGCAUAGCUAGCUACUGUGCACCCUUUAUUCAGCCCAGGAUCAUCAACUUUGGGACCCCACUUCCAUUGAAAAGUUUUAGAGCCAAUUGUUAUGGUAAAUUUGUCAGUGUUAAGGGUACAGUUGUUAGGGUGGGCAACAUCAAACCUUUGUGUACUAAAAUGGCAUUUCGAUGUGCUAACUGUACGUAUGUUCAGGCCAUUACUUUGCCUGAUGGAAAAUACACUGUUCCGACAAAGUGUCCAGCAGAUGAAUGCAGAGGUCGUACAUUCCAGUCUUGUAGAAGUGAUAAACUAACAGAGACUAUAGAUUGGCAGACUAUCAGAGUACAAGAAAUCAUGCCUGAUAGUCAGAAAGAAGCAGGACGGAUACCUCGGACAAUUGAUUGUGAACUGACCAGAGACUUGGUUGAUUCUUGUGUGCCUGGUGACGUAGUGACAGUGUCAGGGAUUGUCAAGGUCAACAGCGUAGAUGAGAGUCGAGGAAAAAAUAAAGACAAAUGCAUGUUUCUCCUCUAUCUCCAUGGCAACAGUGUAAACAAUAGUAAAGGAAAUAAACGUAAACUUGGAGAUGGCGGAGAAGGCUCAGGCUUGGCCAUGGACUUCACAAUGAAAGAGUUGUAUGCCAUUCAGGAGAUUCAAAGUCAGGAGAAUUUGUUUCAGCUCCUUGUGUCGUCCCUUUGUCCUAGCAUUUUUGGUCAUGAGAUGGUUAAGGCUGCACUCAUACUUUGCUUAUUUGGAAGUGGUCAGAAGUUUACAAAUGAUAAGAACAGGAUACCUAUCAGAGGGGACCCUCACAUUUUAGUGGUUGGUGACCCAGGUCUUGGUAAAAGCCAGAUGUUACAGGCAGCUGCAUCAGUGGCGCCACGCAGUGUCUAUGUGUGUGGCAAUACUACAACAACUUCUGGUUUAACUGUAACUUUGUGUAAAGAAGGAGGGACAGGUGAUUUUGCUCUGGAGGCUGGGGCCCUUGUUUUGGCUGAUCAAGGCUGCUGUUGUAUUGAUGAGUUUGACAAGAUGGGUUCUCAGCAUCAGGCACUACUUGAGGCCAUGGAGCAGCAGAGUAUCAGUAUAGCUAAGGCUGGCAUUGUCUGCAGCUUGCCAGCAAGAACCUCAAUCCUAGCUGCAGCUAACCCUGUAGGUGGACAUUAUAACAAAGCCAAGACAGUGUCAGAAAAUCUCAAAAUGGGGAGUGCCCUGCUGUCCAGGUUUGAUUUGGUUUUCAUUAUGCUGGACAAGCCUGAUGAGGAAAUGGACUGUGUUUUAUCAGAGCAUGUGAUGGCUCUACAUGCAGGUACUAAAAGAGCAACGCUGCCAGUUAGGAAUGCCCUUAGUGAAUCUCGGAUUAGCUGGGAAUUAGAGAAAUCACUCAGUGAACGACUGAAGUCUGCUAGAUCUGAGGAGACUGACAACAUUCCACAUCAGCUUCUAAGAAAGUAUGUUGGCUAUGCCAGAAAAUAUGUUCAUCCUAAAAUUGGCCCUGAGGCAGCUGCUGUCAUUCAAGAGUUCUACUUAAAGUUACGCCGCCAGCAUCAAAGUAGGGAUAGCACACCCAUUACAACACGCCAGCUAGAAUCUUUGAUAAGGUUGACAGAGGCCAGAGCCAGGCUAGAGUUAAGAGAACUGGCCACCAAGGCUGAUGCUGAGGACGUUGUGGAGAUUAUGAAGCACAGCAUGCAAGAUGUUUACUCAGAUCAGUUUGGCUUCAUAGACUUUCAACGAUCUCAGCAUGGUUCAGGAAUGAGUGGCCGCUCUCAGCCCAAGAAGUUUGUAUCAGCCCUGCAGAGAGUUGCAGAGCAAACAUACAACAACAUCUUCACUGUCCAGCAGAUGAGGCAGCUAUCAAAGGACAUUGGCAUGAACAUCCCAGACUUUGAAGGAUUUGUAUUGUCUUUAAACAACCAGGGGUUUCUGCUAAAGAAAGGACCAAAAGUUUACCAGCUUCAAACAUUUGGCUACUAGUCUUAAAUCUCAAGUUCAUCUAAUCAAACUUGUUGUUUGGCUACUAGUCUAAAAUCUCAAGUUCACCUAAUCAAACUUGUUGUUUGGCUACUAGUCUUAAAUCUCAAGUUCACCUAAUCAAACUUGUUGUUUGGCUACUAGUCUAAAAUCUCAAGUUCACC
Physella acuta is the source of this 3091-nucleotide messenger RNA. RefSeq names its product DNA helicase MCM8-like. Gene Ontology annotation, molecular function: single-stranded DNA helicase activity; ATP binding; ATP hydrolysis activity. The record is from RefSeq and is a predicted model, not a curated record. Gene Ontology annotation, biological process: double-strand break repair via homologous recombination. NCBI's taxonomy places the organism in Eukaryota, Metazoa, Mollusca, Gastropoda, Physidae. Gene Ontology annotation, cellular component: nucleus; MCM complex.